This is a messenger RNA of Polypterus senegalus (gray bichir), 2594 nucleotides long. RefSeq names its product protein-glutamine gamma-glutamyltransferase 2-like. The transcript has 13 exons. The record is from RefSeq and is a predicted model, not a curated record. Gene Ontology annotation, biological process: peptide cross-linking. Gene Ontology annotation, molecular function: protein-glutamine gamma-glutamyltransferase activity. The coding region runs from base 87 to 2132 and encodes 681 amino acids. Lineage: Eukaryota; Metazoa; Chordata; Cladistia; Polypteriformes; Polypteridae.
CACGCCCAUUUGUUAAUGAAAGCUGCGAGCCGCAUCCUGCAGUACAGGCGCUUGAAGUCGAACUUUACCAGCAGCGCACGCGCACCAUGGCAGCAGAUCUGGAGAUUAGCCGAUGUGACCUGCAAUGUGAAGUGAAUAACGCCAACCACCACACAGACCUCAACGGCACAGACCGGCUCAUAGUGAGGAGAGGCCAGGCCUUCACCAUCACACUGCACCUUCAUUCUGGACAGUUUGAGCCUGGUGUCAGCACCUUUAGCCUUGUUGUGGAGACAGGACCCUGUGCCAACGAAUCAUCUAAAACAAAGGCAGAAUUUGUCUUGUCAGAAUCACCAGUCGAGAACUCCUGGAGCGUGGUAGCGUCCGACCAUGAUGAAUAUUCUUUGUCGCUGUCAAUCUCCUCCCCUCCAAAUGCUUGUAUUGGCCGCUACUCUCUGUCAUUUAAGCAGAACCGCAGUGUUCCUCUUGGGGACUUCAUCCUACUCUUUAAUCCUUGGUGUCCAGGAGACUCAGUGUACAUGAAUGAUGAGGACAGUCUUUCAGAAUAUGUGUUGGCGCAAGAUGGCCUUAUCUUCCGAGGGACUCAUAAAUCCAUUAUUCCAGCUGCAUGGAACUUUGGGCAGUUUGAACCUGGUAUUUUGGAUGCAUGCCUUCGGCUCUUGGAUGAAAAUCCUAAAUUUUUGAAUAAUGCUGAUCGUGACUGCUCUAAAAGAUGUAGUCCAGUUUACAUCACCAGAGUAGUGAGUGCCAUGAUUAACUGUAAUGAUGAUAAAGGAGUCCUCUCUGGACGAUGGGACAAUAAUUACAAAGACGGAGUGAGUCCAAUGAGCUGGAAUGGAAGUGUGGAGAUUCUUCGAGACUGGGACACCAUGUCAUGCAAACCAGUCAAGUAUGGCCAGUGCUGGGUGUUUGCAGCUGUUGGUUGCACAGUGCUGCGGUGUUUAGGUAUUCCCAGUCGUGUGAUUACAAAUUACCUGUCUGCUCAUGACACAAACAGCAACUUGGUCAUCGAACGUUAUUUUGAUGAAAAUCUACGACUAAUACCCAACAAAUCUAAAGACAUGAUAUGGAAUUUUCACUGCUGGGUGGAAUCUUGGAUGACCCGUCUAGACCUAAAAAGUGGCUUUGAUGGUUGGCAGGCAAGUGAUCCAACACCACAGGAAAGAAGUGAGGGAGAAUACUGCUGUGGUCCUGUCCCAGUCAGGGCUAUUAAAGAGGGAGAGCUAACCCUAAAGUAUGAUGCCCCGUUUGUUUUUGCGGAGGUCAACGCUGAUGAGGUUUGCUUUAUUAAGCGUAAAGAUGGCACACAACAGAAGAUGCAUUUUACUGCAAAAGUGGGUGAAAAAAUCAGCACCAAAGGUGUUGGUUCAGAUAAACGAGAAGAUAUCACACACUUGUAUAAGUAUCCCGAAGGAUCCGAUGAAGAAAGGAAAGUCUUUGAGAAAGCUAAUCAUCAAAACAAGUUGCUGCAGAAAGACACAGAAGAAGGAUUAAACAUUAAAAUCAAAGUGUCACAGGAGAUGAAGAUGGGCAGCGACUUUGACAUCUUUGCAGUUAUCACCAAUAAUACACCCAUGGCAAAGUUGUGCCGCCUAAUGUUUUGUGCACGAGCUGCCUGCUAUAACAGUGUUAUGGGGAUAGAGUGUGGCUCCAAGGACCUACUCAAUGUGCAGCUUCAGCCAAAUGAAGAGAAACGGAUACCUUUAAGAGUUAUUUACUCCAAAUAUUGCCAUGCUAUCACAGAUCAAAAUCUCAUUAAACUUGCUGCCUUGCUUAUCGACUAUGGUACUAAAGAUGCAAUUCUGGCAAUGAGAGAUAUAUACCUUGAGAACCCACCUAUUAAAAUUAAGAUUUUGGGUGAACCCAAGGCAAAUCGGAAAAUGGCUGCAGAAAUUUCACUGAUAAACCCACUGUCUGAGUCUCUGGAAGACUGUACAUUCUGUAUGGAAGGAGCAAAUCUGACAGAAGGGAAAAUAAUUCGUGAAAAAAUAUCACCAGUGGCCCCAGGACAGGAAGCCAAGGUAAAGGUGUAUUUUUGCCCCACCAAAGCCGGUCUUCGAAAACUGGUUGUGGAUUUCAACAGCAGUCGCCUGAGGGAUGUCAAAGGCUACAGAAAUGUUAUCAUUGCCUAAUGGAUGUCGGAUUCAUAAUCAAUCAUACGUCAUUUAUGUCAGCAUCCACCUCUUUAUAUUACCCAGAAUACAAAUGUAAUCACUCUGUUAAUCUCUACCAUUCCCUUUCCCAUGAUAUGAAUUAAGCUUUGUUAUUUUUAGAUUUUUAAGAUUUGUUAUAGAUAUGCUUUCCCUUCAUUUUCAAUUGCUCCCCAUGCAUUUACUGGUUUAUGAAAAUUUAAAACAGUAUGUGUAACUCAGUUAUAACUUUGUUAUGAACUUUCUCAUGUGCCUGCUUGCAUCCACGUUGUAUAUUACAUUUAUAAAUGCUUUAUGCUACAACUAUGUUAUUUUUAACUUUCUUACCAUGUAUUUUUUAUCAUCCAGUUUACCGAGUGCUCUUCUAUUAGAGUGUCAGAAUUACCAAACUUUUCAAAAAAUAAUUUUUUCUGCAGGGGUACAAAUUAAACAACCUCUUACUAA